This is a messenger RNA of Mus musculus (house mouse), 2916 nucleotides long. RefSeq names its product RIKEN cDNA 1700093K21 gene (gene Dema1). Gene Ontology annotation, cellular component: membrane. Lineage: Eukaryota; Metazoa; Chordata; Mammalia; Rodentia; Muridae. The transcript has 6 exons. The record is from RefSeq and is a predicted model, not a curated record. The coding region runs from base 2089 to 2679 and encodes 196 amino acids.
GUUUCCUGAUUCUUUAGUCACAGGGAGAAGCUGAGUGUAGAAAGACACUUGUUGUCUGUGUCCCUGUUUGGAGGUGGAGGAGGCAGUGUGGGGAGCGAAGGAUACAGGGAACCAAACACAGGAAGGCUCUCUCCAGUGUAGAUGCCUCUCUGUCAUUCUCUGUAAGCCCCUCAAACCCAGUGAGCUACAAAUCCACCCUGCUGUAGCCCCAUAUCUCUGCCCAAGCCUCAUUCAGAGGUUGGGGUCAGUGAAUUUUUAUCUCAGGUUAUUUGAGUUCAAAUAUACAUUGGGCACCAUUUUGUUGUGGUAAAUCUCCAACCCAAAUAUGCUCAGGCAAUGAAAACACAACUCAGUUAAUAUGAAUACAUGCUGUGCACCUAGAUUGGGCAGAUCUACUGCUAUACUACCAUCUUCCACAUCUAUGAGAGCCCUUAGAACUUGCAAUUUCUCCAGGCCAUGUAAUUCUGCUCCACUUUUCUUCUUCAUCCUCUCCCUAUUCCAUUUUCUCCUUCUUCCCUCCCCCACCUUCCUUUCCACCUUCCCUUUAUUUGCCCAUUCAUCAGCUCUCCUUUAUUUUACAAAUUAAGGUAGGAAGAAGGUUUACAGGAAAACACCAGAGUGCUGACUCUUUCCUUGUUCACAACCCUUCUCAGGAGAAUGGUUUAUCAUCAAAUAUAGUUAGCCCCAGGGCUAUCCACAUCUUCCCAGUUCUCAGAAUCAUACUAACAAUACAUACAAACUUCUGAUAUCCACUGUCACAUUGCAUUCAGUGAAAGCCCCCAGGUGUACCCUCCCCCAGCCUUGAGCAGGCUGACUCAGACCUGCUCUGCCACUGCCAGCUAGCCCACCUAGGGUGGAAUCUUCUGACCUAAAUAAGGUUUAUAGUUCUGCCACAUCUGUGGUUUUCUCCAAGACAACACUACCUGCUGAGAAGCUGAACCUGUCUUCCGGAGGCGAUCUAGACAAAGCAACAGCCUGGCAACAGAGUGAUGAGAGCCUGGCAACAAAGCAAGGAGAGCCUGGCGUGGUGGGGGAUGGGCUUUCCCCUUUUUAAGUUCAGACUCAAAAAGUAAACUUUGGGCCUUGAUCAGUACUUGUUUUGGUCUCAUUCUUCUCUCAUCUCUCUCAUGCAGCCCCAGCCUUCCUUUCAGGAACUCAGUUCAUGUAGCUGCUGGCGGCUACACCCAGGGACAGGCUUACCCUGUCUGUCUGUAGUGUUUGUUAAUCUGGAAACAGGAGCAGCUCACAGAAGUCCACCCGCCUCCACCACUGCUGUCUGCCUCAUACUCACAGUAAGGCUUGAAAAUGGCCCAUUCCCCUUCAUACUGAGAUACAGUGUCCACAAGGAGGACAGAGUAUACUGGGUUUGCAUAUGUAUCUACUUGGACAACCAUUAGUAGAUCCAAAUAAAUCUUUUCUAUCUUCUCAGAAGCAACCUUUAUGUGUAGAAAGACAGGAACAGACUCAGGCCCACAACCACAGGAUCAGGGAGUGUGGGGAAAGCUGUGUACCUUCAUCGAGGAGCCCACCAGGAUUGUUACAACUCUGCUAGGUGCUAGUCACCAAUGUCCUCAGUUUGACCUCCAGUCCCCCUCCCCCUCCACAAAGAUGGAGAAGGUGAAGCCCUUCUGGAUGAGGCAAAAAAGGUCUGGCCAAAGACCUUUUCUGUGAUAUGAAAGUAUCUCUCUAAAAUUCACUUUUGACACUCUGUCCCCAGAGCAGCAGGGUGGGGCCUUUGUGGAUGGUCAUAAACAAGGUCUGUAGAGGAGAGUCUGUCGUCUGUCACAGGAUGUGGAGCACACAGCAUGGAGCACUCCUUCCUUAGGGAAGACGUUGCAAGGCAGUGACUGGCAGAAAGGGGCCCAUCCCAUCCCAUCACUAACCUGUAGACUCCUUGAUCUCAAGCUUCUCCCUUCCAGAGCUGUGGCCUUCACAGCACCUGGUUGUGACUCUAGGAAGCCAGCACGGUGAGAUGGAAUAAAGAGCGUAGGCCACUCCUCCUGGAGAGAAGCCCUUAGAUACCCUCAUCCAGCUGAUCGAGAAAACAUAAAGAACAAGAAAUCUGCAUUCAAACUAGGCUGAACAAAAAUGUUUACGCAAAGUGACACUGGGAAAAUAGAGGAGAUUUUCACAACGAACACCAUGGCCUUCGAGACCACAGCGAUCACAUUCUUCUUCAUCCUGCUCAUCUGCUUCAUUUGUAUCCUCCUCUUACUGGCAAUUUUUCUAUAUAAAUGUUACAGAGGUCACAACCAUGAAGAGCCACUGAAGACCCUCUGUACAGGCGAAGGCUGCGUAGCUGCUAAUGCAGAGAUGGACAAACCCGAAGAUCAAGACAAGGUCCUAAUGCACUUUUUAAACAUGGGCUUGCCGAUGAAGCCUAGCAUUCUUGUGCAAAAGCAGAGUAAGGAAGAGAUGGCCACAUCCUUAGGAGACAACAUCAAGGCAGAAGACUACCAAAAGAAACAGACAUAUGAGCCUGUGAAUGCUAGAGAAACCAACCAUGAGGGUGAGCUUGCUGAGAAAAUGCCCAUACAUGUCCACAGAUCUUCAGAUACAGGAAGCCAAAAAAGACCUUUAAAAGGAGUGACAUUUUCUAAGGAGGUGAUUGUUGUGGACCUUGGAAACGAAUACCCUACACCUCGAAGCUAUGCUCGAGAACAUAAGGAGAGGAAAUGAAGUGUAGAAAAAGCUGUGCGGAAAGUGUAACCUUUGACCAGCUUGGAUCGACUGAGGGUACUGGGUCGUGUCAAGGCGGCAGGAGGAUGGGAAGUGAACAAAUACAGACAGGAUUCUACCUUCGUGGAAGAAGAGAACUGUGCAAAAUUCUGUACGUAAAAUACUGAGCUCGAAUAUAGUUUUUAACAAACAAAUCUGAGUUUGGUAAGUUGACUAUAAUAAAUAUCCUUAAAUGUC